CAAAAGCAAAACAAGCAAUUUUAAUAUUGGUAAAUGUUCAUUGAAAAACCACACAACUUUGUUUUUAUUCUAAAGGCGGCUUUUAUGGUGAAUAAACAAUGGAUGAGUUUCGUGCAUUUUUUAAUAAUCCCUGUCCAUCCAGUGCUCAAAUAAUAAAACUUAAAAGUCCACUUACGGGUGGGCUUCGUAUCACGAAAAAUGAUACAAUAAAUGCAUUAAACAGACGAGAAGAACAUCGUCAGUCCGUUGUUCUUAGUGGCACGGAUUAUGCUCGAGAAGUCAAGGAAAGAGAAACAGAAAUGUAUUUAAAGAAUGAAAGAGAGAGGGAAACUUUUGACAGUAUAUCCGGAGGCCUAGAUUCGCUGGAACAAUUAUCAUCCUGGGGAGCCUCUAUGCAGAAUGUUGAAAUGUUAACAGAUUUAGCUAUGACGGAAGUCUAUAGCAAGUAUUCCUUCCAGAUGAGAGAGGAUACAAAAAACCUAGCCAUUCAUGCCUUUCAUGACAAUAUAAUGGAUAGGAUUAAAGCAUUUCCAGUAGUCAUAAUAGAAGGUCCAACAGGAUGCGGCAAAACAACCCAAGUACCACAAUGGAUACUUGAUGAUGCUUAUAACAACCGGAAACCUUGUAAGAUUGUUGUCACACAACCUAGGAAAAUAGCAGCUAUAUCCAUUGCGAAAAGAGUGGCUCAAGAAAGAGGUUGGGAUGUUGGUGGUGUUGUUGGUUAUCAGAUCGGGCUUGAAAAUAGAACAUCUACUGAUACCCGAAUUAGCUAUGUAACUACUGGAAUAUUGUUACAAAAACUUGUAUCUGCAAAGAAUAUGAAUGAAUACACACAUGUUAUACUUGAUGAAGUUCAUGAACGAGGACAAGAAAUGGAUUUUUUAUUAUUAGUAGUUAAAAAAUUACUAUACACAGUAUCUCCUGCUGUUAAAGUUGUUCUUAUGUCAGCUACAUUUAAUUGCAAAGCCUUUGCUGACUACUUCCUGAUACCUACACCGCGAGGAUUUCAGAUGUCAUCCUGUUUAAAAGUUACAAAUAAUAAACAAACAUUCACUGUUAAGACAUUUUAUUUGAAUCACCUUAAUAAGUUUGGUUCGAUUCUUCAACAAGCAACACCAAAAAAUGAUGAACCAGUGAUUCUGCCAGACAUGUACCACCUUGUUAUAAAACUGGUAAAUGCAUUUGAACUGAUAGACAAAAAAGAAGAGUAUACAGACAGGAAUGAAGCUGACUUGCCAUCUGUGCUUAUAUUUCUUCCUGGUAUACAUGAGAUCGAGGAGCUUUAUUCUUGCCUGACAGAUGUUGUCUUGAGAAGAAAAUUAGCAGAUGCAGAGUGCGCCUCUUAUAAGUGGUGGGUAUUACCACUGCAUUCUACAAUCACAGCAGAUGAACAAGCGAGGGUGUUCCAAAGAGCUCCUCCUGGACACCGCAAGAUUAUCCUUGCGACUAAUAUUGCUGAGAGUUCCAUUACUGUACCUGAUAUUAAAUAUGUCAUAGACUUCUGCCUCAUGAAAGUAUUGGUAGCAGAUCAAAACACGAACUUCACGUCUCUUCAACUGCAAUGGGCAUCUAAGACGAACUGCGAGCAGCGGGCGGGACGCGCGGGGAGGGUGCGAGACGGACGAGUUUACAGACUCGUUACUGAUAAGUUCUAUGAUACUUUAUCACAAGAGUGCAAACCUGAAAUAAUUCGGUGUCCACUGGAGCGUCUCGUCUUAUUGGCCAAGAUGUUGGAGAUGGGCACGCCCAGCAAUAUACUAGCCCUGGCCAUGGAUCCGCCGGAUAUGUCGAACAUAUAUAGAACUAUACUCGUGCUUAAGGAGGUCGGCGCUCUAAAGAAGACGCUGGGUGACGAGUGGUGCGUGUCGGACGGCGACCUCACGUACUUGGGGCGGGUGAUGGCCAAGCUGCCGAUCGACGUCAGGAGCUCCAAGCUCAUUGUACUCGGAUAUAUAUUUGGAUGUUUGGAGGAAAGUGUUAUCAUGGCUGCCGGGAUGUCGGUGAAAAAUGUGUUCAGUAGCCCUUUCCGAGAACGUCUCAACGCGUACAACUCGAAGUUGACGUGGGCCGAUGGUUCUACCAGUGAUUGCAUUGCACUGCUUAAUGUUUACAAGGUGUGGAACCAUCUUCGUCAGCAAAAAUACUUCAAGCAGCAAGAUACUAACGAGGUCCAAUGGGCUCGACGUUUCUACGUCCAGGUACGAGCGCUGAGGGAACUGGAUGAUAUGGUUCGCGAACUGCGUCAGCGACUCUCCAGAGAAGGCAUUGAGGCUUCGAAGGGGAACUCUCCGUGGAGCAAACAUGAGUUGCCACUAGUGCUCAAGGUGAUCCUAGCGGGCGCGUUCUACCCGCAAUACUUCGUGCAAGUGACGACGGACGAGGGCCGCGAGCGCGACGCCGUGCGCGCGCUGGGCGGGCUCGACCCGCGCCGCUCCGUGUGCCUGCGGGGCUUCCCCGACGCCCAGCCCGGCCGCGUGUACGCCGCCGCCGUGCGCAGCGCCGUGCGCCGCCACCUGGGCGACGAGCCGCGCGUCUCCUUCGACGCCAACAGCCGAAAAAUUUACUUGACGUUCCACGACAAUAAUCCAAAUGUGAAGAACGACAAAAACUCGGGGGGUGAUCCCACAAUUCCCGGACAAGUCGUGUUGUCGGUAUACAAAGCGGUUAAAGCGAGACAGUUAAAAAUGGAAUUCAGAAUUCCUUUACUUCCAAUAGAAAAGGCAAACGCGCUCGCUGAAGCGAUGGAAGAAAAAAAAACAAGCGUGGAUAUGAAUAAGAUGGUUCCCCGUCUGCCGGAGAUAGAUGAUACACAUUUCCCCUUAAAAAUAUCCCAAAUGAUCGACAUCGGUAAGUUCUGGGUGCAAUACGACGACGAGUCGACCGCGUCCGAGCUGCGCCAGAUACAGACGACCCUGAACCGCAAGCAGUUGCUCGCCUGCGCCGGACCCGCGCACCUCGACGCGCUCGUGGCGGCGCCCUACGCCGACGCCAGCGGCACGCAGCUGUUCCGCGCUCGCGUCACCGCCCUGCUGCCCAAGGACAUGCUCGAGGUUUUCUACAUAGAUUACGGCACCGUGGGGCGCGUGGGCUCGUGCAGCCUGCGCGAGCUGCCGGCCGGCCCGUGCCGCGAGGCGCCGCCGCUGGCCAUGCGCUGCGCGCUGAGCGGCAUCGCGCCCGCGCCGCUGCUGCACGCGCACGCGCACUGGGCGCCCGCCGCGCAGCGACUGUUCACCGAGCUGGCGGCGCGGGGCCGCCUGUUGGGCAAGAUCUACUCGGUGACUCAUGGUAUUGUCUCUAUUGAACUUUUAGCCGAAGGCGGAAAGUUAAAUAUUAACAAGGAACUAUUGAACAAGGGUUUUGCAAUAGCUUGCGAGGAGAGCUAUGACUCUAAGUUGAAUCACGAUUUAAGGCAGACGGCGACAGAAUUGAAUAUGGCGCAAAAGCGCGCUUACAAUAAGGAGCAAACGGAACUUGCUUUCGAUCGACUUCGAGAAGCGGAAGCUCCUAGCUACAAGGAGUGCAUAUCGGACGUGUGCCUCCGAGGACCUGAUAGUCCGCUGGAGUCAACUCUGCACAACCUAAUGUACGCGAGUCGUGACAAGCAAGUGUGCGUGGAGUGGAACUCGGUCAACUCCGUGCUACUUGAUACGGAACCACAGGAGGUGUACGAGAGGUUAUUGGUAGCUGCCGAAGUGGGUCAGAACGAAACAAGCAGUAAGCUGACACUGCGCCACACAACGCUGAUGCCUAACAUACGGGGUCUUCCCGCCAUUAUCGCGCUACUGUUCUGUCCCGAAGCGGAGCUGCGUCGCGACUCAGGCGGGUCCCGCUACGUGAGCGUGCUGUGCGGGCUCGGCAGCGACGACCGCGGAGCGCCGCGCUUCCCGGAGCACGACCUGCUCGUCGACAUCGACGCCGACCUCGCCGUCGACGACAUCGGCCUCAUAAAUCACAUCCGUUAUCUGAUGGACUAUAUGAUGUUCUGCAACGAUGGACAAGAUAUUCCUUCGUCUGACGAUGAUUUCAGACCGAACGUACCGAAGUUUAUCCGAGACGAUUUAAUGCAGUUACUAUUAAAACGUCGUAAGCACCGCGAACCACAGACCGUUGUUAACGCUUGGGAAUGGAAGUCGAUCCCCGAAGAUGAGGUGCUGGAGAUCACCAUCCCGGACAUGGUGGAGAGAGCCGUGGUAUAUCCACUGCACGCUCCAUUAGAACUGUAUCCGGUGUCCAGGGAUAAGCUUUUAGCCUUGAAAAGGGAUAAUGACGAGCUUAAAAUGCUUGUUAGUAGGACAUUACUCUCGUCGAGCUCGGAUCUAGUAUGCAAGCUGUGUGGGACACCUCCCAUGCCUACGCACGCUAUGCGCAUACAUCUCUGUUCCAAUGCGCACUUGGAGAAAGAGGAGGAUUUCCGCAUCGUACAAUCGUAGACAAAUAACAUUUUGUUGAUCAUAGACAAAAAAUAUUUGACAAAGAGUCAAAGACAAAGUUAUAAUAUCUCGAUUUUAUUUUGGAUAGAAUUUUAUAGGCCGUGAGGUCUAUCUGGAUCUGUUACGUAGUCUACACGUUGUAGCUACAUACUUUGUGAUAUAGAUGAUAAAACAUUUCCAAAUAUAUAUUUUUGGUAUAUUCAUUCAUCUAAGUUUUUUUUGUUACUAUAUAUAUAUUAGAUAAUAUUUUUAUCUAUUAUUAUCUAAAAUAAGACUAUUAAUUAAGGAAAUAAGUUUGAAAGAAGUGUUUUUGUUUUAUUAUGAAUGAGUGUAUAGUGACAUAAGUGAAUAUUACACCACGUUUACACUUAGCCACUUCCAAUACAUUUCUAAAUUCAAAUUUAUUACUGAAAGUAAAAUGAUCGCCUGGCGUUAAUACUGUAUCGAACGCUUUCUCCAGCUGUCAUAUUUAUCCAUCGUAAUACUAUUUUAAUGUAGCGCUGAUGGCGUAUUACUAUCUCUUUCUUAUGUAUGAUGUUAGAAACGAUAACAAUAUAUGUAGUGUAGAAAACAGGAGUAUGCCAGCCCUGCUAUGGAAGUGAGCUGAAUGUUAACGUGUUAACCGUAUGAUUUGACUUAAAUUUUAAGUCCUGAUUGUUAUAUUACUUUAAAAUAUUUCCAUUAUCGUUUAACGUUUGUUAAGAAAUAAAUUGAUUG
Messenger RNA from Vanessa atalanta (red admiral), 5147 nucleotides. It is a transcript of the gene spn-E, whose product is annotated as probable ATP-dependent RNA helicase spindle-E. Bases 99 to 4430 code for a protein of 1443 amino acids. Gene Ontology annotation, molecular function: RNA binding; ATP binding. Gene Ontology annotation, cellular component: intracellular anatomical structure. The record is from RefSeq and is a predicted model, not a curated record. NCBI's taxonomy places the organism in Eukaryota, Metazoa, Arthropoda, Insecta, Lepidoptera, Nymphalidae. The transcript has 26 exons.